Molecule: messenger RNA, 924 nt
Organism: Echinostoma caproni
Lineage: Eukaryota; Metazoa; Platyhelminthes; Trematoda; Plagiorchiida; Echinostomatidae
Source: the annotation of a GenBank genome assembly
AUGAACAUCAUCAGAUCAUGUCGUGUUCGAUGUGCCGAUUCCACUUUGCCAUGUCCUCAAGGGGCUCAGUACGCAGACACCGUGGAAUAUUUGAUUGUCAGUUUACCUCCACCCUCACACGGGCGUGUAUCCGGAUCGCGUGUCAAAUUGCGUGUGGUAGAUUGGAACCAGAGUUUUGUCAUAACUCCGGUUAUCAUGAUACGUUCUCCUUCUCUAACGUUUAUCUUCCUCGACCGAAAUUGCCUGUCGUACAAUGAUGAUGAUGAUGAUAAUGAUGAUGAUGAUGAUGACGAUGAUGAUGAUGAUGAUGACGAUGAUGAUGAUGAUGAUGAUGGUGAAAGCAAAAAGUCUCAUGUGUACGGUUUGCCGUGUAUCUGUGUUAUUUCGGUCCUCGGUUGUUUUCUAUUCGCACCGAAAAGUGUCACAUACAGUCGUGAUCUUUCUGAUCGUGCUCUAAUUGUCACAGACAAUUGCAAUGCAGAGGAAAGGAAAGACAUGUGGGAAUGGCAUUUGAACAGCAACUCUGGCCGAAUGGUUCAACAAGCUAAUUGUCGUUAUCGUUUGCUGGACAAAGCUCCAAACACACCUGUUGAACACCACUCCAAAGAUGGUGUAGUAUACUUGACACCGAUUUGGAAUCGUCCGGGAGCGUGGUCCGGCGCGUCCCGUACCGCUUCACAACAACGAGCCAUUAUGACUGCACAAGUGGCCGAUAAUCCCAUGACCUCGGACAAUGUGAUUGGCCAACUGUACUAUUUGUUCUUCCGUGUCUCCUGUUACAAAUAUCCUUUACGGGGAGACGAGACGAAUAUGUGGGAAGGGCCGGAAUUCCCGUCGGAUCCAUCCAGUCAGAAGAGUAGAAAUCCGCUAGUAUUUCAACAUUCGUUUUACGUUUACAUUUCUAUCGCAAAACAUCCAUUCUAA